Messenger RNA from Eublepharis macularius, 1026 nucleotides. RefSeq names its product sialic acid-binding Ig-like lectin 12. The transcript has 6 exons. The coding region runs from base 1 to 1026 and encodes 341 amino acids. Lineage: Eukaryota; Metazoa; Chordata; Lepidosauria; Squamata; Eublepharidae. The record is from RefSeq and is a predicted model, not a curated record.
AUGAUUCUGGCAUUCGUGCUUUGGGAGGGUGUCCAGUGCAGUAACAAUGGAUACAGCUUGGAAGUAUCUUCCGUGACUGUGCAAGAAGGGCUCUGCGUGGACAUCCCUUGCAGUUUCACUUACCCGGCAUCGGAUGCUGACCAAAAUGCUCCAUUGUAUGGAUAUUGGUUUCGUGGCGGAUCUUUGGUGGCCACCAAUAAUCAGGGAAGGAUGGAUGAGAUAGAAGAGCACGAUAAGCGACGAUUUGAUAUGUCGGCAUCAGAACUGGACCUAGGUGACUGCUCCUUCACCAUCAAUAACGCGGAAGCCGCUGACAGCACCAGUUACUACUUCAGAAUGGAGAAAGGGGACAAAGCCAAAUACACUUAUUUUGCACGAAAAUUAUCUGUGAAUGUGACUGAGAGAAAACCAGACAUAACUAUUUCAGAACCACUGAGGGCAGGACACGAAGCAAGAGUUACUUGCAUAGCCCAGUGGUGUUCUUCAUCGGGCCAGCCCACAAUCGUGCAGAAAGGCAUUUCUGACGACUCUAUAAGGAAGGAAUCUAUAGUUGAGACAAACACCGAGACAGAGAAACAAGUGGACUUCAUACCUACGGCAGCAAACCAUCAACAAAAUUUUACCUGCAAAGUCAUCUAUGGCAUCGAGCCCAACAGUGUAACCGUUGAGAGGACAAUCACGAUGAACAUCCAUUAUCCCCCCGGGAUGUUUCAUUUCAGCGGGCAGCUCAGACACCCCAACGGAUCUAUAGAGAACUUCACCAAUGCUGACCAGGUGGUGGCACGGGAAGGCGACUCUCUCCUGGUUCACUGCGAGGCAGACAGCAACCCCGCAGGGAAUGCGACUUGGGUGAGAUCGCAAUUCUCGACAGCUCCGCUGAACUUAUCAAACAACAAAAUGGAGAUUUUUGACCUGACGUUGCAGGACAAGGGUGAAUAUGUAUGCGAGGCCAGGAACCAAGAAGGGAACUGUAGCCUGGAGAAUGAAAUCCCAGGAGAUUUCCAGGCCCCUAUUGGAGGCCGGUAG